Molecule: messenger RNA, 475 nt
Organism: Lingula anatina
Lineage: Eukaryota; Metazoa; Brachiopoda; Lingulata; Lingulida; Lingulidae
Product: thioredoxin-like protein 4B
Biological process (GO): mRNA splicing, via spliceosome
Cellular component (GO): U4/U6 x U5 tri-snRNP complex; spliceosomal complex; U5 snRNP
Source: RefSeq, a predicted model, not a curated record
AAGACUGCAGAGCAGUUGAGGAAGAUGGCGGUGAUCUACUGCGUGUCAGUGGACGAGGUCCCGGUGUAUGUGCAGUACUUUGACAUCACUCUGAUACCUGCCACCAUUUUUUUCUUCAAUGGACAGCACAUGAAGGUGGACUGGGGCACACCAGAUCACACUAAGUUCAUCGGCAGCUUCAAGACCAAGCAAGACUUCAUCGAUGUUGUGGAGGUAUUAUACAGAGGGGCCAUGAAGGGCAAAGUGAUGGUGACCAGCCCCUUGGACCCCAGGGACGUGCCAAAAUAUGAACUGAUUUAUAAAAAUAUAUGAGAAAUUAUCCCCAUGAGAGGUGUGAUAGGAUCCAUUUCAUGGACUUCCCAAUGGUGCAGUUUAGUGGUAUUACUUGGCCGAGAUGGUGUUGAUUGCAAACACCCUGCUGGGUCCACAGCAUGUGGCAUAAAAGUCUGACUUUGACUGAAUACCAUCAGCCUUU